UGACGCUGAGUUUAUGACAAAUCGUUACUUAUCUUUACGCUCCCGCUGGUCUCUUUCGUGUGUAUUUCACGGUUUACGUACUAUCAACAUAGAGUAAAAGCCGAAUUCCCACACACGUGUAAGGGCACGUGAAGGUAACACAGCUCUAGCAGCCGGGUGCAGUGAUAUUGAGAGGUCAGUCGUCUUCAAAUUCAACCUAAACAGGAAAUCCAAGAUGUCUGGAGAACUGCCCCUCAACAUCAACAUCAAAGAGCCGCGAUGGGACCAGGGAGCGUUCAUGGGCCGCGCCAAGCACUUCUUCAUGGUCACGGACCCCAGGAACGUCCUGCUAUCCUCCGGGACGCUGGAGGAGGCCCGGGUGAUCGUGGAGAACUACAGAGCCGGGGUGGUGACGCCCGGCCUGACGGAGGACCAGCUGUGGAGGGCCAAGUACGUGUACGAUUCGGCCUUCCACCCCGACACCGGCGAGAAGAUGUUCGUGAUCGGCCGGAUGUCCGCUCAGGUGCCCAUGAACAUGUCCAUCACUGGCUGCAUGCUCACCUUCUACAGGACCACACCGGCGGUGGUGUUCUGGCAGUGGGUUAACCAAUCCUUCAACGCAGUGGUCAACUACACCAACCGCAGUGGAGAUGCUCCCAUGACAGUCAAUCAGCUCGGUGCGGCCUACGUGAGUGCCACUACUGGCGCCGUGGUCACCGCCCUGGGCCUCAAGUCUCUGGCCACGCGUCUCCCGCCCAUCAUCAGCCGCUUCGUGCCCUUCGCCGCCGUCGCCGCUGCCAACUGUAUCAACAUUCCCUUCAUGAGACAGAGGGAGUUAAAGUACGGCAUUCCCGUGACGGACGAGAACGGGAACAGGUUAGGAGAGUCUGCCAACGCGGCCCAGCUGGCUAUCAUGCAGGUGGUGGUGUCCAGGAUCGGCAUGGCGGUGCCAGCUAUGGCUAUCCCUCCCGUCAUAAUGAACACACUGGAGAAGCGAGCCUUCAUGAAGCGCUUCCCUAUUCUCAACGCUCCCAUCCAGGUGGGGCUCGUGGGUUUGUGCUUGGUGUUUGCCACCCCGCUGUGCUGCGCCCUGUUCCCACAGAAAAGCUCUAUGAAAGUGAGCGGGCUGGAGCCGGAGCUUCAGGACAGGAUACGACAGAGCAACGAGACCACCACCCUGGUCUACUUCAACAAGGGCCUGUAGGACCUCCACGCGCACGGCACGCACACACACACACACACACACACACACACGCAAUUUAUUUAUGUUUUUGGAAACGCAAGUCAAACACACUGAGGAAAGACGUUUGUGUGUAAAAGUAACGUUACUGAUGUAUUUAGCUAUGAACUUGAAUGUAAGAUCCCUGUCCUAUUGUACUUCUACACUGGUACUAUUGUU
Molecule: messenger RNA, 1378 nt
Organism: Phycodurus eques (leafy seadragon)
Lineage: Eukaryota; Metazoa; Chordata; Actinopteri; Syngnathiformes; Syngnathidae
Gene: sfxn3
Product: sideroflexin 3
Exons: 11
Coding region: 215-1183 (322 amino acids)
Biological process (GO): serine import into mitochondrion; monoatomic ion transport
Cellular component (GO): mitochondrial inner membrane
Molecular function (GO): monoatomic ion transmembrane transporter activity
Source: RefSeq, a predicted model, not a curated record